AUGUGUGCACUCGAUUUGAUGACAAGAAGAAAAGUGAAACAGUUGAAAAAGAAUGGAAAAGCGUCGAGAACGGAGAUGUUAUUGAUGACACAAAUGCUCACCUGCUCGUUUGUGAAUAUUUUCAACACGAUCAUCUAUACUCUUGUGUUUAUCGUACUAAACUUAUUCUUUGGCCCUUCCACUUUGGCAAUAUUCACGUCGAUGCGAAUCAUUAUAUCAAAAUUUCUUUUCAGUUUUUUUGUCAGUACAAUCAGUGUCUUCACCCUCAGGAAACCGAAAGAACAAAGAGUCCAACAACGAACGGGAAAAUCUAUCACGGUGAAAAGUUGUGAA
Molecule: messenger RNA, 333 nt
Organism: Mesorhabditis belari
Lineage: Eukaryota; Metazoa; Nematoda; Chromadorea; Rhabditida; Rhabditidae
Source: the annotation of a GenBank genome assembly